This is a messenger RNA of Grosmannia clavigera kw1407, 2076 nucleotides long. Its product is annotated as major facilitator superfamily transporter aflatoxin efflux. Bases 1 to 2076 code for a protein of 691 amino acids. Lineage: Eukaryota; Fungi; Ascomycota; Sordariomycetes; Ophiostomatales; Ophiostomataceae. Gene Ontology annotation, biological process: transmembrane transport. Gene Ontology annotation, molecular function: transmembrane transporter activity. The record is from RefSeq and is a predicted model, not a curated record. The transcript is spliced from 4 exons.
AUGGGAGCCAAAGGCCCCUCUCCAUCUGAUGUCUCCCUUACUACCGAUGUCAAACGCCCAGAGCCCGACCAGACACUCCGUGAGCCUGCGGAUGCGGAAAAGCUAGCACCAGUAGCAACAGAGCAGAAUGGUCCGCCGCCAAACGACCUCUUCCAGCCCAAGAGCAUCAAGUUCUGGAUGAUCCUGCUGUGCAACUUUCUUGCCCUCUUCCUCGUGGCUCUUGAUCGCACCAUUGUCGCCACAGCUGUGCCUCAGAUCUCAGAUGACUUCAACAGCCUUGGAGACAUAGGCUGGUUUGCCUCGGCCUACAUGUUGACAACAUCGGCAUCUCAGCUUCUCUUUGGGCGCAUCUACCGGUUUUACCCAAUGAAAUGGACAUUUCUCACCUGCGUCGUCGUAUUCGAGAUUGGGUCCGCAAUAUGCGGUGCUGCGCCCGGCUCGACUGUCUUUAUUGUGGGACGCGCUAUCGCCGGCGUCGCGUCGGCGGGCAUCUUCUCGGGCUGCAUGGGCCUCUUCGGUAUGGUGUUUGGCAUCGCCUCCGUCGUGGGCCCGCUUGUUGGAGGCGCCUUUACCAGUUCCGUCACCUGGAGAUGGUGCUUUUACAUCAACCUUCCUAUCGGCGGCUUCACGCUGCUAUUCAUGUGCUUUUUCUGGAACCCGCCGGCACAAACGUAUCUCCCGGCACCGCUCUGGACCCACGUCAAGCGGCUUGACCCUCUCGGCACGCUGUUCUUUUUGCCCGGCAUAGUCUGCCUGCUGUUGGCCCUGCAGUGGGGCGGCUCCAAAUACGCAUGGAGCAGCUGGCGUGUCAUCCCGCUGUUCCUGCUCUUCGGUGCGCUCAUGCUGGCCUUUACUGUCGUGCAGAUCAUGCUUCCUGAAACAGCCACGCUGCCUGGACGUGUCAUCACACAGCGAAGCGUGCUCGCGGGUGCUUCUUUCACCUUCUUUCUGUCGGCCUCCAUGCUGACGUUGGUGUACUUCAUCCCGCUAUGGUUCCAGACAACCAAGAACGCAACAGCACUCGAGUCUGGAAUCGAUACCAUUCCGCUAGUAUUGAGCCUCGUCGUGUCAAGCAUCAUGUCUGGCAUCGCCACACAGAAAAUCGGCUACUAUGUUCCAUCGAUGCUGCUGGCACCCUGUAUCAUGUCCGUUGGCCAGGGGCUCAUGAGCACGUUCACGCCCUCGACCCGCUCGUCUCACUGGAUCGCCUUUGAGUUUAUCUCUGGCUUCGGCCUCGGUCUCGGUAUGCAGAUUGGAAACCUGGCCGCCCAGACCGUUUUACCGCCUGCAGAUAUACCGACCGGCGUGGCUAUCAUGUUCUUCGUGCAGCAGCUGGGCGGUUCCAUCUUCACCUCUGUUGGAGAGACCAUCCUGAGCAACCUCUUGGUAUCGAAGCUUGGAGGCAUCCCGGGUCUCGAUAUGGCCUCAAUCGUCAACGGUGGCGCCACCGAAAUAGCCAAGGUGGUGCCAGCGGAGUACCUCCCCGCUGUUGUUGAAGCAUACAACUAUGCGACCACGCGAAUCUUCCUGAUGGGCAUGGGCCUCGCCUUCUGUGCACUCAUCUCAGGCUUCUUCAUGGAGUGGCGCAGCAUCAAGAAGCCUCCUGGUUCUCUGGGCGGUCCUCCCACCGGUCCUUCUAAAAAUCCUGCGGAGAAAAGCUCUGGAGUGCUCAAAUCGCUACAAAUUCCAAGUGCACCAGACCUUCCGGCUAAGCUAAGACGACUUCAGCCCGAAACAUCAGACACGAAACUCAUCGCUCCACCCCCUGCGUACUCCAGGUCAGACUUGUCGGUAGUGGCUAGGUCGUCCAUAUUAUCCCAGGCGACGGCAGUGGGCAGUGACUGCCCAACACCCACCAAAACUUUGAGGGACUCAUCCUACUCACCUUCAGUGGUCGGAGGAGGCCCUCCGGUCAGUCUUCAGAUUAUCAGGGUACGACUGCAAGAGGAGGAAAAGUUGCGACAGGCGAGAAGAGAAUCGGAGCCUGGCUUCGAGAGCCCUCGGCGAAACUCGGCACGACUGUCCAGGACCCUCAGGAGAAGCAGCUCGUCGACAGAACGAUAUACAUUCGCUUAA